Plasmodium yoelii is the source of this 1962-nucleotide messenger RNA. RefSeq names its product endonuclease/exonuclease/phosphatase family protein, putative. Gene Ontology annotation, molecular function: phosphatase activity. The transcript is spliced from 4 exons. Gene Ontology annotation, biological process: phosphatidylinositol dephosphorylation. The record is from RefSeq and is a predicted model, not a curated record. NCBI's taxonomy places the organism in Eukaryota, Apicomplexa, Aconoidasida, Haemosporida, Plasmodiidae. The coding region runs from base 1 to 1962 and encodes 653 amino acids.
AUGAAAGAUAACCAAAACGAAAAUAAUGAUCAAGUUGAAAAUGAAAAAAAUAAAAUAAUUUUCAAUAUGAAAGAAAAAAAUAAUACAAACAUUUUUAGUUGCAUUCCAAACAAUUGUAAAAAUGUAAGUUUGCAAAAUAGUGUCGUAAAAAAAUUUCCAUUAAAUAAAUAUAGAAGUAGAAGUGAAUCACAUGGACAUAUAAAAAGUAAUAGAAUUUUUAUGGAUAGUAUAAAAGAAAGAAAUGAAAACAAUUAUGAUAAAAAUGAAAAAAAAGAAUCUUUAAUAAAUAAAAAAUAUCAAAAAAAUGAAAUUGAAAAUGUGUCCAUUUUUGAUACUAAAGGAAAUAUUAAAUAUAAUAAUAAAGAUAAAAUAUGUAUUCGAAAUAAUGAAAAAAAAAAAAAAAAAAAUGAUAGAAAAACUGUAAUGGGUUAUAAUUAUUUUACAAAUAGACAGCAAUUAAUUAGUAGCGAAAAUAUAAACAUUAUAAAAAAUGUCCCAAUAAGUAUUUAUGUUGGAACAUGGAAUUGUGAAUAUUCAGAUUUUACAAAAGGAUAUGAAUAUGAAAAAAAAAGAUAUACAACAAAUUAUUUAAAUGAAAAUAAUAAAGAUACAUUAUAUUCAAUGAAACUAGAUGAUAGAUAUACUAUGAGAUCUAUAACUCCGCUAAUUUAUAUUGACCCAACUAUAAAAAGGAAUAAAAAUAAUGAUAGUGAAUAUUGUGACGAUCUUGCCAAUUUCAAGUUGGCCAAUAAAAAUGGGGAAAAAAAUGGGGAAAAAAAUGGUAAAAAAAGUAGCGAUUAUUGCAUAUAUACACCAAAUAAACAAGUAUAUCCUAAAAAGAAUAUGUCAAACACAGCAAACAUAUCUGUUGACAAUUCGAAUAAAAGAAAAACAAUAGGAAUAGAAACAAGUAUUAAAAAUUGUAAUAAAAUAUCUGGAAAAAAAAUAAAUAAUUUACAAAAUUAUAAUUCACAAGAAACUGAAAUAUUUUCAUAUUGGAUAUCACCAUAUUAUGAUAUAUAUGUCAUAUGUUUACAAGAAUCAAUUUCAGAUAGUAUAAUUGAAUGUUUAUCUAUGUAUUUAAAAGAGAUAAAUCAAGAAACAUAUGAAUAUUUACCAUUAGCAGAUUAUAAAUUAUCAGGAUAUGGAGAUGGAGCAUUUUUGCAAAUGAAAUCAACAACGAUAGCUGCUUGGGUAAGAAAAUCUAAACUUCAUCCAAAAGGACCAGUUAAAUUAUGUGCAUCUAAAACUAUAGCUUUUAAUAAAUUAAAUAACAGUAAAGGAUGUGUAUCUAUAUUAUUAAAUAUAUAUAAUCAAUUUAUUUUAUUUAUUGGAUGUCAUAUGCCUGCUAAAGAUCAAGAAUUACGACAAAAAUCAAGAGAAUUUAUUUUAUCAAAAUUAAGUGAAUAUUUUAGUAAUAAAGCAACAUCAAAUUUUAAGGAUGUUUUUCAUCAUGUCAUAUGGAUGGGUGAUUUUAACUUUAGAGUCCAUGGAAUACAAAUAGAAAAAGUUGUUCAUUAUCUAAAAACAAACAAUUUAAAAGAAUUGCUAAAAUAUGAUGAAGCAAAUUCACCCUAUUCAUAUGAUUUAUCGAUAAGUUUUCAAGAGCAACAAAUCAAUUUCUUACCAACAUAUAAAAAAAAUGGGAAUAGACCAAUAAUUGAUAGAAGUGAUUCAAAUUGGGUAGAAAAGGAAUACAAAUUGAUUCAUAACAUUAAAUGGUAUAAGGGAGGAAAACAGGAGCCCCGCAUUCCCUCUUGGACAGAUCGGGUAUUUAAAUGGUCCUGUGAUAAAACUCAAAACUGUUUGACAUUCGUCCCGAAUACUUACAUUUCCCCAAUACCCAAAGAAAAAUGCAUACUGAUGUGCAGCGACCACAGCCCCGUUUCGUGUUGUUUUCAAAUGUAUAAAAUGUCAAAUGAAGAGGAUAUUCCUUCGACAAAAAGCAUUUGGAAAUUUUAA